Penicillium subrubescens is the source of this 1071-nucleotide messenger RNA. RefSeq names its product 2EXR domain-containing protein. The transcript has 2 exons. Bases 1 to 1071 code for a protein of 356 amino acids. The record is from RefSeq and is a predicted model, not a curated record. NCBI's taxonomy places the organism in Eukaryota, Fungi, Ascomycota, Eurotiomycetes, Eurotiales, Aspergillaceae.
AUGAAUACCUUCACCUUGUUCCCUUGCCUUCCCACCGAGUUACGCCUCAUGAUCUGGAGGAAGUGCAUUCCGAUGAGAGUCGUGGAGCUUCAUUUCAUCCACAAUGAAGCAUGCACCAUCAAUACCCGUUGCCUGUUGGACUGGACGACCACCCAAAAUUCCAAACCCCCGACCAUUACGCCUAGUAUCGUCACAUGGUACUGGCAACCAGACUGGGAACUUUCGGUUCAUGGUACUUGGGAUCCAGAUCACCGGGAAGACCUAUCAUAUUUCCUUUGGCAUGCUUCUCAAGCACGAAGUGGCCUGAUCUUUGCGCGAAGGCUUCAUUGGUCCAACUAUUCAAAUGGGCCUGGUUACGCUGAGAGGCCGAACGAAAAAAGUCUUUCCCAAAUUUCACGAUGGAAAACCUGGCUAGCAUGCAUGAAGUUAAUUCCAAUGCAUUUGGGUGGCGAUCAAGUAUUCAAAUCCAACCUCUUUGGAAUGAACGGAAAAGAACUCAUUCAACUAGUCGAUCCAUCGGAUACCAAGCGUCUUCAGCUCUUUAAGCACCACUCAAAUCCCCAGGACCAAGAAGCCCAGGAUUGUUUUACUCUCAUCGAAGACACCGCGAAGCUUCGCGCCGAAAUUGAUAGCUGGAAGCGGGGAGUCAAAAUUACUUGGAUUUGGCGACACUGGAUGGCCAUGUUGCGCAAAUGCCGGGGUGGUAACGAUACGUGGUUGAACAACCGUAUGGAGGACGUUUGGAACGGGCCUCGCGAUGAUGAGAACGGAGAACCGCUCGACACGUCACUUCCCCACACAUACAUGCGUGAGGGAUAUACUUACGGGGAAGUCAUCGACGAUACUCGAUACACCCCGAACAUGGACCACCCUUGGGUUCAAAAUAUCGUAGCCAAUAUGCCUACCUUCCGUCCAACGAUCAUGUUCCGCCUGUUUGUGAAUGACUGUAAACAAACAAAUGGCUACUUCCGCAGUCUGAAGUGGAAGAAGCCAGGCAGUGACGAAUACCAGCGGAAGAGGAGGGUUCGAUCAGCGAUGUCGAGGCAUAUUCACAACACCAGAGGGAUCUGA